Messenger RNA from Labrus bergylta (ballan wrasse), 3499 nucleotides. RefSeq names its product dixin. NCBI's taxonomy places the organism in Eukaryota, Metazoa, Chordata, Actinopteri, Labriformes, Labridae. Gene Ontology annotation, cellular component: cytosol. Gene Ontology annotation, molecular function: frizzled binding. Gene Ontology annotation, biological process: canonical Wnt signaling pathway. The record is from RefSeq and is a predicted model, not a curated record.
UCCAGCCAGAGUAACGGUAGCCGUUUCCUCCGACCCCUCAUUGUCUCUGUUUGUUGACGUUUGCUGGAGUUUCAGGGUUAGUUAGUAACGGGGGGGGGGUGUCUGCCUGUUCUACCGGGGACGUCGUGUGGAAGUAACAGAGCUACCGAGCUUAAAUGGGUUUUCGAAUAAAAAGAUGAUCGCCUCACUUUCGAGAGGAAGUUUGCUGGAUGAGGUUCUUCACGGGGGCUUUAACGAGCAGCAGCUGGCAGCGUAUGUUUCCUGGGUGAACUCCCAGCUGAAGAGGAAACCAGGCCUGAAGUUGAUCACAGACCUCAGGGGUGACCUACAGGAUGGGGUUGUGCUCACACAACUCAUAGAGAUAGUUGCUGGGGAAAUCCUGCAGGGAGUUUACCUCACUCCCCAGAACAAAGAAGAAAGCCGGAAGAAUGUGGAGCAAGUCUUGCAGUUCAUUUCCUCCAGACAUAUACGCAUGCCACACAUUACUGCAAGAGACAUUGUGGAUGGUAAUUUGAAAUGUGUAAUGAGGGUAAUUCUGGCGCUGGCUGCCCACUUCAAACCCUCUGCCAAUCACAGAGCUGCCUCUGGAAGUGGGAGGGCUUUAACAAGAGGCUCUUCCAAUCACAAUCCACUCUCCACUGUUGCAUUAGCACAAGGUGCAGCCGCAGCCCUGGCAUCAGCACGACAUGAUGCCUCACAUCCUGCACGUGCAACACGUAUGAACAGUGGCAUGGGGUUUGAUAUGGAAAAGAGUGUGUGUGUUCGUGCUCUGGUGAAGCAGUAUGAGAAAGGAGCUCCGGAUGAGCCUGACAAUCUUCAGCCUAACAGCCUCAGCUCUGUUAGUCCUCUGUCAUCUCCAAGAGCUCCACCCAGCAGCCACUCAGAGGGACAGCAGGAGGACCACCAACAACAGGAGUCCAUUGCUGAGUCAUGUUAUGCUGUAGUGGAAACAGCGUGGGAUGAUCCUGUCAGUGAAAACUUGGAGAAGGAGGUGCAGGAGACACGUAAAAUGGUGUCAGCUUUGCAGGCGCUGCUACUACAUGGUUCGCUGCCCGAGGAUGAACAGGACGAAUCUUUGAGUUUGGACCAAGGCAGCGCUGAGCAGCAACUGGUAGUCAUUCGCAGUCGUUUAGACCAGAGUAUGGAGGAGGCUCAGGAGCUGAAGAGGGAACUGUUGCGCUGUAGGCAGGAGAUGAGAAACCUGCAGGCAAUCAAGGACGCUCAGCAGCAGAGGCUGUGCUCACAGGAGACAAUGAUACUGCAAAUGAAGCAAGAGCUGCUCAGAGGCAGCAUGACAAAGGAUGAACUCAACAACCUGAAAGCAGAGCUACAGUGGAAGCUGGAUGAAUGUAACAGGCUCUGGGGUGAAUGUAAGAAGGAGGUCGGGCAGAAGGACAGACAGCUGCAGCAGCUCAAACAAAAGCUUGAAGAAAGCAAAAAAACGCAGAUUCCCACAGGCACUGAAAACAACGGAUAUUCUAACUGUGGAAACCCAGCUCCCUCCAUGUCAGAUCAGGCAGAGGAGGUUCAGCUGCUCAGGGAUGCUCUCAGGAGUUUGAGGAACAACUUCAGAGACCACGACCCACAGCACCAUACACUGGACACCCUGGAGCAGGGCAUAGUAUCACUAAUCGACAGGCUGCAUGUUCUGCAUACACACAGGGGAAGAGGGAAAUCUCCAAGACGCAAAAAUCAGCUCCCGGACUCUGAUGCCUGGCCUGGUACAAAGGUCUGUAACUCCAGCAGUGUCCCCUCUGUGUCCACUAAAAUUCUUUAUUUUACUGGAAAAUCCUCAACACCUUCCAUGAUCAAUAUACCGAAGAGGCUUGGUGAGGUGACUCUCAAGGAUGUUAAGGCAGCUGUGGAUCAAGAGGGGAACUACAGGUACCACUUCAAGGCCCUGGACCCUGAGUUUGGCACUGUGAAAGAAGAGGUAUUCCAGGAUGGAGCAAUCAUUCCAGGCUGGGAAGGAAAGAUUGUGGCCUGGGUUGAAGAGGACCACGGUGAGGAAAGACCGGUGUAGGUUCAAGAUGAUGGGCCGUGACACUUUCUUUUUGCUCCUGGAGGAACAUCAACACAGCUGCUUAGAACAAAAGGCACAAGAGGACCCUUCCUGGAUUUUCAUCAUGACUUGUUAGCAAUAGAUGUGGGUUGAUCAUCUGGUUUUAAACCAGACUGAUAGCCAAACUCCCUCUGGAAACAGUUGAUCUCUCUAACUGAUGUCCAGAAUAUUGUAAUGCUCAGUGCCUUACAAAGGAAAUGUAUUAUGUCAUUAGUAUUUCAAUGAUUGAGCAGUACUGGAAUCAAAGAAAUAGAAACAUUGUCUAAUAUCAUAGUGUUGUUUCACCUGUAGUUCAGUACAGUUCAGUUUGCACUGAAGAAAAAAAAAGUCCUUAUAUAAGUAAAGCAAAUAGAACCAGAUUACUUCCUAGAAAUAUGUAUUUUCAAUUGAUCUUUAGCCCAAGCAAAUGCCCAUCUGAAUUUAGAAUUUUAUAAUGUAAUUUGCCUGUAUUUUAUAAAUUAUCAAAAAAAAGACUACAUAUCUAAUGAAAAAAACAUUUGGGGAAAAUAAGGGUGGAUAAUCUCUCAAGAAUUCAUUUUAUCUUCAUUUUGGUCAACUGCUGACUAAAACACUGACCAGAUACCACCUCCUCAUAUUGUUUUAAAUAUGUUUUAAAAGACAGCAGCGAAAGGAGGUUUUAUUUGUAAGCCUGUUUUACUUUUGAGGACUCAAAAUUCAGAAGUUAAUUCAAACAUGUCUGUCUAACAAAAAUGUGCGUUAACAUUCUCAGCGUGAACUGCUGUCACUGAAUCAAAUGAUGCUGGAACUUGUUUGUUUUCACGUAGAAGUGGAAAUAAAAGGCACUGUUAUUUUGUUUACUUAUAGAUAUUUAGUACAUUUUUGUGAACUAUUUUUUACAUUAACCCUUACAGUUCUUUUAACUAGUCACUUAACUGAAGAGAGAUUUGUUUGAGGUGAGAUGCCUCUGCUCCUUUUUGAUAGAUGCUGUGGAUGUGACUUUUUCCUUAAUGAUUCAAGCUGACUUGUGCUCAGAUCUAGACUUUAUCACUAUUUAUUGUUUGUUUGUGUCUGUGUGUAUGAGGGUGUGUGUGUGUGUGAGAGAGAUCAGGAUGGACCUUUGACUUAUAAAUGCCAUACGAACAGUGAUCACAGCUGUUGUUCUUGAUGCAGUAAAAUGUUCAGCUCUAGUUUUAGGACAUUUAUUGACCAUUAAGAAACAGACUACUUCAAAUAAAUGUUUUCUUAACUCUGCUUCUAUCUUCCCAUUUUGGGAUUCAUUUUACAACAUGCCAACAAAAAUAUCCAUCAGUCUACUUAACCAUGACCUAUGUGAAUGCCAUGACUGCCUUUGUAAAGUGUAUUAUUUGCUUUUGAAAUGCAUUUUUUGAGCAUGGAUUUGUUUGCUUGAGAAAAAAGAAUGGCCUUUGUUGAGUUUCAGAAAGACAUGUGUUACAAUUAAAACUGUUUUGUUUUUAA